AAAAUAUUUUUUCUGGCUUGUUUAGAUUUCGACUAUUUAAUAUCAUCAGACUCUCAAUUAUGGCCACUAAAAGUUCGUAACAUCCAAAACGUAGUCGUAGUCCACCUAAUUGCAAGGCCAUACUAGAAGGUAGACCGGCCGAAGCAAUACCGUAAAUUAGCAGAAAAAAACGACGGCGAAGGGCGACGUCGGCGAGUAAUCGAAGCAAAUAGGAGAGACAGAGUACUGAAGGAAGGAUGGGUUCGGCAGCAGCAGCCAUGGAUGGUCACAAGGUGUUCGUCUACGGCAGCCUCAUGGCCGAUGAAGUUGUUCACGUCCUGCUGAACCGCGCCCCUCAAUCCUCAGCCGCCAUCCUCAAUAACUAUCACAGGUUCAGCAUCAAAGGGCGGGUUUAUCCGGCAAUUCUACCAAUCGAGAACAAGAGCGUUUCUGGUAGAGUCCUGUUUGGGCUCACCCAUCCUGAGCUUGAAAUCCUCGAUACGUUCGAGGAUGUUGAGUACGAGCGUCACACUGUUGAAGUUUCACUCCCGGUGGAGAGGAAGCUACAAGUGAAUGCCUAUGUCUGGGUGAACAAAGACGAUCCUGACUUGUAUGGAGAGUGGGAUUUUGAGGAGUGGAAGAAAUCACACAUGAGUGAUUUUGUGAAGAUGACGGCAGAAUUCAUGGAAGAAAUCCAGCAGCCUGAUUCUAAAACCAGAGUGGCUACCUAUGAAUCUUUCUACAAUGCAGCAGAUGGUGGCACCAAUCCUUCUUCUUCUAACUAGCUCUGUUGGAUGGAUGAACAACAAUGAAUUCCCGCCAUUGCGAGAUCAAUCUAGUUAAAUAAUUCGAUUCCUUUCUGAACUAUCACUUGUGACUGGGUUCAACUACUUGGUUGUUUGGCAAUCAGACAGUCCAUGAUGUUUAGAUAGGUGUAAAGUGUGUGUGGAAGCCCUCAUGACAAGAUAUGCUUCAUAUUGAAUGUCCAAAAUGUAGUGGUGUUAUGAGUGGCCUGAUCUUCAAAAGCAUGCAAUUGCAUGUGCUGCAUAUGUGAUUUCCCUUUGAUUGAAUCAAGCUUGGAGUUCAAUAAGAUGUUUGAAUAAAAUUGAAGGUAAAAUGGAAGAGAAAGUCUGCACAUUUGUGGUUAAAAUGAUGCUUGAGGCUAUGUAAAUGGCUAAAUUCUUCUGGUGGAUAUCUUCUUUUUCUUUCAGAUUGUUUGAACCUGCUUAAAGCUCCAAUCUAUCAUCUCUGUCUUUCACCCUGGUAAUUUCGUGCUUGGAUUGUUGAUAUGAAGGAUGUCUUCUAUGGGAUCGUUUGGAUCACAAACACAAGCUCGUCACUCUCUUCAUUCAUAUUGAAUCCAAAUCCUUGACUCAAUUACACUAUUUUAACACGAUUGAUUUCCCCUAAAAAAUUCUGUACAUUUGUGGCUCAAUCCUUGGCCUCUACAUAUGAACUACAUCGCUUUGAAACAACUAGGGAAAAAACUUUUAACAUUUUGUGAAUCCUCUAUCAUUGACCGUAAGUUGUAUCAUUUUUACAGCUACAUCCCUUUCGGUUAAGUGGAAACUACCAGCAUUUGUAUUGUAACACAGCACCAGUUAAACUACAUAACAGGUGAUCAAGCCGGUAUGGAAUUAUCAAUCAUUCGCACAAGAUGUCGCAAUACUGUACUAUACGCUUGAUCGACCAACGCCAAACACGCUUUAACAUUAAAAGCAAAAAACUUGUAUAACGAGGGUUUGUUCAUCCUUCUCAAUUUAAUGAAUACUUUAACACAGG
Molecule: messenger RNA, 1761 nt
Organism: Linum trigynum
Lineage: Eukaryota; Viridiplantae; Streptophyta; Magnoliopsida; Malpighiales; Linaceae
Source: the annotation of a GenBank genome assembly